Messenger RNA from Cylindrotheca closterium, 885 nucleotides. NCBI's taxonomy places the organism in Eukaryota, Bacillariophyta, Bacillariophyceae, Bacillariales, Bacillariaceae. The record is from the annotation of a GenBank genome assembly.
AUGUUUUAUGGCGUGGACAAUUCUAUAACGUGGAAAAUCAACACAAGUAUUCUGCUCGGACCUGACGAAUAUGGAUUGCAUGGUUGCCCCCCACACUGCGGAUGCCCCGAAAACCCAUCAGAUUGCCCUCGGUGGUAUUCACUCGACAGUGUCAAAGAAAGUGCUGUGGCCAGCGAUCUUUAUGUGUUGGAUAAUCAGCGAAAGAAGCUUGAACAUGCACGUCGCAGAGCCAAAACCCUAUGUGAAGUGAAUGAAGGUGUGGUUGGGCUGACUGGAGGCUGGUGUCUAAAACCUCAGAAUAAUGGAAAAUCUAUCGAAUUUCCAAACGGAGUGGCCUACGAGUUGGCCCAAUUUCACACGAAACCAAGUACAAGAAUUGUCAAAGAACUUGUGAAUCUUUUCUUAGCAGAGAAUGUGACAACAGUAAAUGAUUUCGGGGCUGGUAUUGCACAAUACAAAGCCGCAAUAACAAGAGCCCUGCCUCUCAUUCAUUACGACGCAUAUGACGGAGCAGGGAAUGGUGAAGAAUACACAAAAGGAAUGAUGUCAUUUGUCGAUUUGACACUGGCCCUAGACUUGCCAGUUGCCGAAUGGAUGAUCAGCUUGGAAGUGGGAGAGCAUAUUCCUAGCAAAUAUGAAGGAAUGUUCAUUCGCAAUUUGCACCGACACAACAAAAAAGGCGUUGUCCUGAGUUGGGCUGUCUUGGGACAGGGUGGGCAUUCACAUGUCAAUAAUCAUUCGAACGAAUAUGUCAUCCAGCUUUUUGAGGGCUUGGGAUACACUUAUGAUGACGGACUCACUAAGAAAUUGAGAUUGCCCACACAAAAUCGUCAAUGGUUCACUAACUCGGUUUUUGUCUUUCGUAGGACUGGUUUUGAAAUGUAA